AUGAACGCACAACAAUAUAUAUUAGAAAUAAAUUUACAAUACUCACAACUUAAAGAAGUUGUUCAAUGUCUAUUACAUAGUAUAUUGUUUCAACGAUGUCUUGGUACGAUUAAACCUAAAGAAGCAACUUUAGAUUGCACUGAUUUUACAUUUACAAAGCUAGACGAUCAGCAAACUACGAAACAUGUUGAAGAGAAAUCAGAGGAACUAUUAUCAUCUAUCAUAAAAAGAAAAGCUAAAACUGCUCAACUAUCCGUAUCAUUUUAUGAAAAACGACAGAAAACUACUUUCUUUUCAUCGACAGAAAACGUUUGUUGGGAACAAUGGAUUGUAACUUUUCAACUAGUACCUACGUUGGAUUCUCAAGCAUUAUUUCAACAACUUAGAGAUACCAUACAAAAGAUUAUUGUAAUUGUAAAUCAAGAUAAGAACAUACCACCAAUAACAGCAAAAGAUCAAAAUCCUUUCCCUUUUACUAUUUCGAUUGCAGGAUCAGAAAACACAGGUGGUGUAGUAGAUAUGUUUUGGAAUGUAUUCAAACCACCAGCUCUUUUAGGUGGGAAAUAA
Messenger RNA from Heterostelium album PN500, 567 nucleotides. RefSeq names its product autophagy-related protein 101. The coding region runs from base 1 to 567 and encodes 188 amino acids. Gene Ontology annotation, biological process: autophagosome assembly; autophagy. The record is from RefSeq and is a predicted model, not a curated record. The transcript is spliced from 4 exons. NCBI's taxonomy places the organism in Eukaryota, Evosea, Eumycetozoa, Acytosteliales, Acytosteliaceae. Gene Ontology annotation, cellular component: phagophore assembly site.